Ustilago hordei is the source of this 732-nucleotide messenger RNA. RefSeq lists its product as uncharacterized. The record is from RefSeq and is a predicted model, not a curated record. The transcript is spliced from 2 exons. NCBI's taxonomy places the organism in Eukaryota, Fungi, Basidiomycota, Ustilaginomycetes, Ustilaginales, Ustilaginaceae. The coding region runs from base 1 to 732 and encodes 243 amino acids.
AUGGCCGAAAUCAAUCCCUCCGCACCAGCUUCGGAGCAGACGGCAUUCGACAUCGAUCUCCCCUUCACAUCGUACUAUGAAGCUCAUCCACUCCACUUCACCUCUCGCCCGGACAAAGUGAUUGAUGGAUUCUGGUACAUCAUCGGCUCUUCCCUCCCACUUUGGAAGUCCAAAAAGAACGUCGUUAUUCGAUACAUCCCCCAUCCGAACCUUGCCGGAGAUGAGGUCAAAUUCACCGACGAAAUUCGUUCCGAUGCACGCUCACAACCCGCCAACUCCCACGACAUCCUCCCACCCACCGACCUCCACUCCAAGUGGAAAGGUGAGGAAGGAUUCACGAACAAACUCUUCGGUAUUAAAGGUACAAAUGUUCUGCAGAAGGAUGCUAAGAACGGAGCUUCGUAUCAAUGGACAGGCAACGGGCUGCUUAAGUUCUUCCAUUCCAAAUGGCAAGUUAUUGGCUAUGGUCCUUACGAUCUCACGGAUACCUUGCGAACAAAGUUCGAUUGGGUCGUGACGUAUUUCGAAAAGACUCCUGCUACUCCGGCUGGUAUUGAUCUUUAUGUUAGAGAUCCAAGGUCGAUGCCGGAAGAAACAUCCAAAACGGUGCUCGCCAAGAUGAAGCAACUGAAGACGAAAUAUGCGGAUGAUGCAGAUGAGAGAAGACAAAGGUUGGCCCAGGAAUUGUCCAAGCUCGCAGAGGGAUAUUUCGAGAUUCCUCAUGAUUCGUAG